Cyclopterus lumpus (lumpfish) is the source of this 2702-nucleotide messenger RNA. RefSeq names its product SAM domain and HD domain 1 (gene samhd1a). Gene Ontology annotation, biological process: dGTP catabolic process; defense response to virus; regulation of innate immune response. The coding region runs from base 135 to 2030 and encodes 631 amino acids. NCBI's taxonomy places the organism in Eukaryota, Metazoa, Chordata, Actinopteri, Perciformes, Cyclopteridae. The transcript has 16 exons. Gene Ontology annotation, molecular function: dGTPase activity; protein binding. The record is from RefSeq and is a predicted model, not a curated record. Gene Ontology annotation, cellular component: nucleus.
GCACGUGUGGAAACAAAACCCGGGUCCCUUUCGCCCGUCCGGUGCCUCCUCACCGAGCGGUCCGAUCAGCUGCUGCGGUUCGACGGUGUAAUCCGGCGGCUCUCGGCUCCUCAAACCUGCCGCUGAAAUUCAACAUGGAGGGCAGGAAACGACCGUUGGAGGCGGUUCUGACCCCCGAAGACGGCUUCGAGACGCCGGAGAUAAGAGCGUCGCAGCCCCGGCUGCUGUACCCGGACCACACGCGAUGGGGAGUGGAGCAAACGUGUCGGUACCUGCGGGCAGAAGGUCUCGGAGAAUGGGAAGAGGCGUUCAGAGCGCAAAAGAUCACCGGUGUCGGGCUGCAGUAUCUGAAGGACGCUGAUCUGGAGAAGAUGGGCUUGCAGUUCCUCGGUGACCGUCUGAGAGUUCAGCACAGCCUCAGCAAGCUGUGGCUGAGAGAGGCGGAGCCAAAUAAGGUGUUCAACGAUCCCAUCCACGGCCACGUGGAGAUGCACCCUUUGCUCGUCAGAAUCAUCGACACGCCUCAGUUCCAGAGGCUUCGGUACAUCAAGCAGCUCGGGGGGGCCUACUUUGUCUUCCCCGGGGCGUCCCACAACCGCUUCGAACACAGCAUUGGGGUGGGUUACCUGGCGGGGCGACUGGUCCAGGCUCUGAACCAGCGGCAGCCGGACCUCCUCAUCUCCCACAGAGACGCCCUCUGUGUGCAGAUCGCCGGGCUCUGCCACGACCUGGGACACGGGCCCUUCUCCCACAUGUUCGACAACAUGUUCCUCCCCAAAGCGCGUCCGGGAAUCACCUGGAAGCACGAGAAAGCCUCCCUCAACAUGUUCGACUACCUGGUGGCCGACAACCAGCUGAAGCCGGUGAUGGAGCAGCACGGCCUGGUGCUGCCCGAGGACCUGGACUUCAUCAAGGAGCAGAUCGGCGGCCCGGAGGACUCGGAGGCGGCUCGGGACCAGAAGUGGCCGUUCAAAGGUCGCCCAGAAGACAAGUCCUUCCUCUAUGAGAUCGUGGCCAACAAAAUAACUGGCAUCGACGUGGACAAGUGGGACUACUUCGCCAGGGACUGCUACCACCUGGGCAUCCAGAACAACUUCGACUAUCGCCGCUUCCUGAAGUUUGCCAGAGUGUGUGAGGUGGACGGGCAGAAGCGCAUCUGCACAAGAGACAAGGAGGUGAACAACCUGUACGACAUGUUCCACUUGAGGGACUGUCUGCACAGGAGAGCCUACCAGCACAAAGUGGGCAACAUCAUAGAGACCAUGAUCACGGAGGCCUUUUUAAAAGCCGACAAGUACAUCAAGUUCAAAGGCUCGGGAGGGGAGAUGUUCACGCUCUCCACAGCCAUAGAUGACAUGGAGGCCUACACCAAGCUGACAGAUACCGUGUUUGAACGCAUCCUCAACUCCUCCUCCCCGGCGCUGAAGGACUCGAGGGAGAUCCUGCGCAACAUCGUGUGUCGACGCCUCUACAAGUGUGUCGGCCAAACGCAGGCCGACAAACCCAUGAGCGCCACCCGGGAGAAUAUUCUGGGCUGGGAAGCGGCUCUGGCUCGAUCCGUCCUGCAAAGCGGUGCCCAGGACCUCCGUCUGCAGCCGGAGGACUUCUUAGUCAGCGUCAUCUCCAUGGACUACGGGAUGAAGGACAAGAACCCCAUCAACAACGUGCAUUUCUACUGCAAAGACAACCCAAACAUGGCAGUCCAGAUCCGCAAGAACCAGGUGUCUAAACUUCUCCCCGAGCAGUUCGCGGAGCAGCUGAUCCGAGUUUACUGCAAGAAGACGGACGACCGAAGUCUGGAGGCAGCCAAGAAGCUGUUUGUCCAGUGGUGCAUGGACGAGAACUUCUCCAAGCCUCAGAACGGAGACGUAAUCGCACCGCUAUUGACUCCUCUGAAAGCCAGCUGGGUGAACAACAAGGAGGAAGAGAAGGAGGAGGAGGAGGAGGAGGAGGAGGAGGAGGAGGAGGAGGAGGAGAACCGCGCUCACGGUAACGGGCCGAAGAAAGCCAGAAUUAAGCUUUUUAAAUAGUGACGAGUGAACGUUUUAUUUUUCUACAAGUCGCUAGCGAGCGAAGCAAAGAUUAUAAUAUUUUUGUAGCAUAAAAUAAAAGACGCACUGCGCUGCGUUCAGGGCCUUUGCUCAGGUUUUUUUUUUUUACACUCUUUCAUCUUAUACACAAAUUCCCUUUUGUCUGUUUUUAGUUUCAUUAUUUUGAAUCAGGUUUUAUUUGAGAACUCCUCGCGUGCUCUCAGGAACCGAUCAUGUUUCAACGAGUUUCAGGGAGAAUCUUUUUAUUCAGCUUCCAGGGUGCGUUUGUCAUAACUUUUAUAAAUCGGUAUAUACAUCUGCAAUAAAGUUUUUUUUUUAUUUUGAAUGUUUCUACACAUCUAGAAUGUGUGUGUGUGUGUGUGUGUGUGUGUGUAAUUUUUUUUUUUUUUUAGAUGUGUUUUCUGGUGUGAAGCGUGUGUUUACUUUUAUUUAUUGUUCCGAUUCAAAUCUGUGCAUUUGAAUGUUUUCUUUUUUUCUCAUGCCAAAAUAUGAAUAAUCCUCAUCCAACUUGCUUGUUUUUGUUUUUUGUCGAUUUCGUGUGGAAGGAAAUAAUAAUAUCUGUGAAAGAGUGCGAAUGGAAACCGACCGCUGUGUGUACUUUUCCUCCCGGAAGAGGUCGGAAACCUUUUCAAAAUAAAACUCUUUCCUCUC